Messenger RNA from Pelobates fuscus (common spadefoot toad), 883 nucleotides. RefSeq names its product collagen alpha-1(XIII) chain-like. The transcript has 4 exons. Bases 425 to 883 code for a protein of 152 amino acids. Lineage: Eukaryota; Metazoa; Chordata; Amphibia; Anura; Pelobatidae. The record is from RefSeq and is a predicted model, not a curated record.
ACAAAGGAGAGAGGAUCACUCACACUGCACAGCUCCUGUCCCAACCAUUCGAGACUUACACCUUCCUAAUGGGAUCGUUUCUGUAUGACUUCUUAACAACUCUGACAAGUAACUGAAUUUCAUAAAGAAACAAAAACAAAAAAAGCUAAACAAAACAAAAAAACAACUAGCAGUACAGCAAGUCAUCAGAACUUUCCCAAAACUUUUUUUUUUGUCUGUUAAAAGUUGGAUCUAUAAAAAAAAAAAUUGGAGAGCACAUCUAUUUAUUUGUACCUGGGACCUUCACCCCUGUAUUCUGCUGGGCAUGUACUGACUGAGCAGCUGCUAUUGGAUACCCCUGUCUUGUCUGAACCCUGGAUUGUGCUGGUUUGAAUAAGAUUGUGGAUUAUUUAUUGGUAUUUAUUUAUUUAUUGUUCCCCUGGACAUGGAGGGGACUACGGUCUGGAGAGGUGCUGCGGGCAAUGGUGCCUUAGGAAAGCAUUCUAAAGACUCCCCCGUUAGGACAGAAGACUGUGUGAAGUGCAGCAGGUUCCCUGCACUCUUGGGAUGUGGGAUUGCUAUGGUAUCUGUAUUUUCUCUGGUUUUUAGCCUCCUAGCACAUUUUAGAACUUCAGAUUUACAAUCCAGGGUUUCUCAUUUAGAGAAGCAGAGAUACACUCAGCUAUCAGCCUUAGUCUCUGCAGACCAAAUGGAGACAGCUAUUUUGGGAAGAGUUGACCAACUGCUGGAAGAGAAAUUGAAAUCCUACAUACCGAGAUUUAGAGAAGUAAGAGACACAUCUGUAAAAUGUCUUUGUCCACCUGGGCCUCCCGGAGCAAGGGGCAAGAGAGGACAUAAUGGGGAAAAAGGACCACCUGUAAGUAACUGGCAUCUCUUCUUGUAA